This is a messenger RNA of Populus nigra (black poplar), 2904 nucleotides long. Its product is annotated as protein IMPAIRED IN BABA-INDUCED STERILITY 1-like. Gene Ontology annotation, molecular function: ATP binding; cyclin-dependent protein serine/threonine kinase activity; RNA polymerase II CTD heptapeptide repeat kinase activity. The record is from RefSeq and is a predicted model, not a curated record. Gene Ontology annotation, biological process: protein phosphorylation; positive regulation of transcription elongation by RNA polymerase II. Gene Ontology annotation, cellular component: cyclin-dependent protein kinase holoenzyme complex; nucleus. The coding region runs from base 382 to 2421 and encodes 679 amino acids. NCBI's taxonomy places the organism in Eukaryota, Viridiplantae, Streptophyta, Magnoliopsida, Malpighiales, Salicaceae. The transcript is spliced from 9 exons.
GCCCAUCAUCAUCGUCAUUAUUGUUUGAUGUUUCUUUCCUUCCGUGGAUUCCGGUGUCUCCAUCCUAUCUAUCUUCCGCGAUUGUCGCAGAAUUGUAGUAAGGGAAAGGAAAAAGGGGGGGUAGAUAGCUAGCUGCAUGGCGACGAUUCAGAACAAACAUUUCCAAGCUUUUCUUUUCCCUUCCUUUCCUUUUUUUGGCUGGUAUAAGUAGCAAAACAACUUCUUUUUUUUUUUUUGUUUGUUUGUUUUCAAGGAAGCUGCCUGCCUGGGCAUGCAUUUGCAAACCCACAAAAACCCUUCCACUUUUUAAGCUCGUCUUUCUGGAUCCGAGUUCACCGACCCGACUCAGUACAACUCGGGCCCGACUCUCACCAUACCAAAAUGGGUUGCGUGAGCUCGAAGCAGGCGGUGUCCGUCACACCAGCCCUGGACCAUUCUGUCUUGUCCGGGUCGGGCCGGGCUCGUGUCGGAAUGGACCAGCACCCCAGUUUCAAGAAGAAUGGGGAUCACCACCACCAUCAGGUGGUGGUAAGUUGCGGAGGGAGCGAGUUGGGCGAGUCAGGAAGAGCUCCGAGUUCAAAUGGCGAGUCGUUGAGCUUUAGAUUGAGGAGUUUACACAAGUACAUUGAAGGUGAGCAGGUGGCUGCAGGUUGGCCCGCCUGGCUAAGUGCCGUAGCUGGAGAAGCCAUUCACGGUUGGGUUCCUCUCAAGGCUGAUGCUUUUGAGAAAUUGGAAAAGAUAGGACAGGGUACAUAUAGCAGUGUGUUCCGAGCACGUGAGACUGAAACUGGGAGGAUAGUUGCUCUGAAGAAAGUUCGGUUCAACAAUUUUGAGCCUGAGAGUGUUCGAUUUAUGGCAAGAGAGAUAUUGAUUCUUCGUAGGCUUGAUCAUCCCAACAUCAUGAAAUUGGAUGGAUUAAUCACUUCACGAUUGUCAUGUAGCAUAUACCUCGUCUUUGAGUACAUGGAGCAUGACAUCACUGGACUCUUGUCUUGCCCUGAUGUCAGGUUCAGUGAGGCACAGAUUAAGUGCUAUAUGAAGCAGUUAAUAUCAGGACUUGAUCACUGUCACUCAAAGGGUGUAAUGCAUCGGGACAUCAAAGGAUCAAAUCUUCUCGUAAACAAUGAUGGUAUACUGAAGGUAGGAGAUUUUGGAUUGGCAAACUUCUGCACUUACGGGCACAGGCAACCUUUAACCAGUCGUGUUGUGACUUUGUGGUACCGUCCUCCUGAACUUUUGUUGGGUUCUACUGAAUAUGGAGCAUCUGUUGAUCUUUGGAGUGUAGGCUGUGUAUUUGCAGAACUUCUUCUUGGAAAACCAAUCCUUCAAGGGAGAACAGAGGUUGAACAAUUACACAAAAUUUUCAAGCUUUGCGGGUCGCCACCUGAUGAAUACUGGAAAAAGUCCAAACUUCCUCAUGCAACUUUAUUCAAACCACAGCAACCUUAUGAUAGUUGUCUUCGUGAGACCCUUAAAGAUUUGCCAACAACUGCUGUGAACCUGAUCAAAACUCUUCUCUCUGUAGAGCCUUACAAGCGUGGGACUGCUUCUUCUGCUCUUGCAUCUGAGUAUUUCAGCACAAAACCUUAUCCAUGUGAUCCAUCAAACUUGCCAAAAUACCCACCUAGCAAAGAGAUAGAUGCAAAAAACCGUGAGGAGGCAAGGAGGAAAAAGAUUGGUGGGAGAGGUCGUGGAACUGAAACAAGGAAGUGUACAAGAAAACUAUGUGGAAUCAGUAAAUUGGCAGCAGAGGAUCUAGCAGCUCAAAAGCAAUGUGGUCAAAUCAAUAUCAGUAACAUGCGUGUUCCAAAGGGAGGAGAUGGAAAGUCAAGUGGAGAGGCACGGAAGCCAUCACUUGAUAAAUUGGAAGAGAUUUUCCAUAUAAAGAAUGCAUCCCAAGGAGACAUUCCUUUUUCUAGUUCAAGUGGUUUUGCUUGGGCAAAACGGAGAAAAGAUGAUGCAUCCAUAAGAUCCCACAGUAGGUCUACUUCAAGAGGUCAUUCUAAUAAUAGAUUAGAACCCUCUUCUGCGUUGCAACAGAAGACUAAUUCUGACACAAAAGGACAUGAUAAUGGGGAUCUCACCCAUGGAAUCCGUACCAAUUCUAGAGGCCAUGAUUCAUAUGAAAUUUCUAAGCUUGCUUUGCGAAAACAAUGGAGGCAGUUUGAACGUCCAGAUUCUUUUGAUGCUUCCGAGGAGUACCAUUCGCAAGAGCUAUCUUUGGCACUUUAUCAAAGAGAGGGAAUGGAAGCGAGGGGAAGUAAUUUGGUUUUUCAAGACCAAGUGGACAAGGUCGACUUCUCUGGACCCUUGUUAUCUCAGACGCACAGAGUGGAUGAACUCUUAGAAAGACAUGAGCGCCACAUUCGCCAGGCAGUCCGAAAAUCAUGGUUUCAAAGUGGCAAGAAGCAUGGAAAGUGAUCAUCAUUAUAUAUGCUCAGCUUCCAAAGACACGAUGGACAGGUUUCUCUCCUGGAAGUAAUAAUCAAGAAAACAGGUUCCAUAACACUCAUCAAGGAAACAUGUUUAAACUGACCUACCGUACCCAACAACGGCGCCAUUGAACCAUCAGCUGGAUAGAAAGUCAAAUGAAAAUCUAGAAACUACAAGUUGAUUGCGAUCCUAUGUAUCCAAAAGUGAGGAGGAAAUUGGAUUGAAGAGAGGUCCAUAUUGAUGGUUUGCUCUCUUUUUUCCUGCAUUUGAGCAUUUAGUCUUCUUUUUUUUCCUAUUCCUUUUGUGUUAAUUAUCACCUCUUUCUUUUUCUUUUUUCAUUUAUUCACUGUUUUGCCAAGCUGUUUUUUUUUUCUUCUGAUUUGACCUAUCCUGCUCCAUGUAAGAAGUGGAAUAAUGGUUAGUGACCUGAGAUUAUUUAUGAAAAUGAUCAGAUUUUCAGGGUUUGCAGCA